This is a messenger RNA of Diabrotica balteata, 1187 nucleotides long. Lineage: Eukaryota; Metazoa; Arthropoda; Insecta; Coleoptera; Chrysomelidae. The record is from the annotation of a GenBank genome assembly.
CUUGUGGGAAGGCUAGGUUAUGUUUUUAAAAGAAAAUAAACUUUUUAUUUGAGUUCAGGAUUAGUUUAUAAAUAUAAAUAAAAUGGCUUCGACAUCCACUUCAGAAGUAAAUGCAGACAAUAGUAAUAAGCCUGUAUGUCUAAUAGUUCUGGGAAUGGCUGGUAGUGGAAAAUCAUCGUUAGUUACAAGAUUAACCAGCUCUGAAAAAAAGCCCUAUGCAGUAAACUUAGAUCCAGCCUGUAGUAAUUUAAAUUAUUUUGCAAAUAUAGAUAUUCGAGACACUGUGAAUUAUAAAGAAGUAAUGAAACAAUACAACUUAGGACCAAAUGGAGCAAUAGUUACAUCAUUAAAUUUGUUUUCAACGAAGAUUCCCGAAGUAAUUGAUUUUAUUAAAAAAUCGCAGAAUGAAUUGUGUAUAUUAGAUACACCAGGACAAAUAGAAGUUUUCACAUGGUCUGUAUCAGGCUCAAUAAUAACAGAUACAUUAGCCUCUUCGUUUCCUACAGUUAUAUUGUAUGUUGUGGACUGUGUAAGAAGUACUUCUCCCGUAACAUUUAUGUCUAAUAUGCUCUAUGCUUGCUCCAUCUUAUACAAAACCAGAUUACCCUUCAUUAUUGUUAUGAAUAAAAUAGAUAUAGUAGAUCACUCAUAUGCCAAAGACUGGAUGACGAAUUUUGAAGUAUUUCAAGAAGCUUUAGAAUCAGAUGAAAGUUAUAUCAGCAAUUUGACAAGGUCUAUGGCUUUAGCCUUGGAUGAGUUCUACCAAAAUUUGAAAGUUUGUGGUGUCAGUGCAGCCACAGGACAAGGAAUUGACGAUCUGUUUAAACUUGUUGAUAAAGCUGCUGAUGAAUAUGAAAAUGAAUAUCGAGUAGAGUGGGAAAAAAUCAAAGCAGAAUCUGAUGCCAAAAAGGCAAAACAAAAUAAAGAAGAUAAAGAGAAGUCUAAUGUAGAUACAUCAUCUGGGUCUUUAAUAACAGAGGUUCCUAGUGGGAGAGAACUGUCAGAUAUAUAUUUAAGGCAUCCUACAAAUGAAAGUAGUACUGACUCGGAAGGUGAAGAAGAACCUUUUAAUGCUGUAAACAAUGAAGAAGAGGCUGAAACAUUCCAAAAGGUAUUGAAUCAGCAAAGAAUGAUGCAGAUUAAAAGAGCACAAGAGGCAGAAAUGAAAAAAUCACAAAACACAUGAG